Molecule: messenger RNA, 1095 nt
Organism: Penicillium atrosanguineum
Lineage: Eukaryota; Fungi; Ascomycota; Eurotiomycetes; Eurotiales; Aspergillaceae
Product: INSIG family protein
Exons: 2
Coding region: 1-1095 (364 amino acids)
Biological process (GO): sterol biosynthetic process
Cellular component (GO): endoplasmic reticulum
Source: RefSeq, a predicted model, not a curated record
AUGGCGGAAACACCUCGCGUCCUGCGGCCGCGCCCAAGACGCCCAUUCGAACUCACCCCUGCCUCCAAUGAGUCGUCCGGACCUCCUACGCCCGCCGAUCCCGCCAGCGCCGACCUGCUGAGUCCCAACACUCAGGAGACCGAAUCGACCUCGACCAGCGUGAGUCGCACCGGCUCAAUCUUAAAUUUGACCUCCUCGACCCUCUACGGAAUCUACCAGCCCACUGCGUUCAAUGGCCUUCGCGGUGAAGACAGCCCCUGGGGCACGGAAGCGAAUUCCCCUGCGGCCGAAUACCCCCCGGAGCCUAUGCAGCGCGAGGCUGAGAAGUCUGCGACUGAGCCGCGUCGGUAUGCCCUCCGACGGACUCGCUCGCGACUGAGCCAGGGCAUGUUCCGUGGCGUUAUUUUGCCGCAGGUGAUGAGCAGUGCUUUGCUCUUUGGCUUUGGAAUCGUUUACGGCGUGAUUACGGUCCACCUGCACGAGAACCACUGGAUUACACCUGUCAAGCUUGAGAACGUUCACUACUACGACUCAUGGCAGUACUUGGGCUCCUGGGGUUUGGCAGGUAUUGCGCUGGGCAACCUUCUUCCCUGGCUGGAUAGCUGGCGCGAGACCGACGAGAGUUAUCAAGCAAAAACUAGCAGUGAAGACGGCCAGGACCGAACUCCUUCGUGGGUGACUGUUGCUCGCAGUAUCGGUGCAUUCGUCGGAAUCGCAUUCGCCAUGCGUCGACUUCCCUGGGAAUCUACGACCCAAGCCUCCUUGACCCUCGCUCUCGCAAACCCCGUCCUAUGGUAUCUGAUUGAUCGCACCUCGACCGGGUUUGUCCUCUCCGCCGUCGUUGGAAUCGCUGGCAUGAGCGCUGUCCUCGGGCUGAAGCCUCAAUUGAUUCCCGCAUCCACCGGUCCUUCGGUAGGCACUGCAUUCUUGAAUGGAACAGGAUGGGAAAACGCGAUGGGAGCUGGCAUUACACAGGAAAGUAUUGCGGUUCGCACCUGGGUCGCGAGUGUGAUUUUCUGCGCCUGCGUCUGUUUUGGAAACAUCGGUCGCCAGCUCGCCAUCGGAGCCGGCACGAGAAAUACCCUGAAGACAUAA